UAGUAAGAUCGAGCGCGCGCGGGUUUCACACGUAUUUUGAUGUUUAUAUAUUUUUUUCAAAUAUAAAGAGACUUUGUAAACACAUAAAAGAUUAUAUUUUCCGAUGUGAUUAGAAAAAUCUAGUUAGGUAUUUAAACGUUAAGUGUUUAAGAUAAGUGUAUAACAAAAGUGAACAAACAAGAUGUUGUACAGAACGUGUGCAAUCUUUUUGUUUUUGUUUUUAAGGAACGUGUCCACUCAAGGGGAUCGCUGCACCACGAAGGUUGGUCAACCAGGGACAUGCAUCAACAUUAGGAAGUGUCCGGCAGCCGUCGAGGAUAUCAAGAGGAGGAUCAACCCACAGAUUUGCGGGUUUGAGGGCACAGAUCCCGUGGUCUGCUGCGCUGAUUCCUCUAACAAUGUCCUCACUACGUCCACACAAAGAACUACAACAAUGUAUAUCCCUCCGAUAUAUGAUUAUGAGACGAAUAAUGGAGGUGGUACCUGCGAGCCAUUGGGACCAGAAAGAACUGCGCCUAAAAACGGACGGAAAGCUUGGGAUAAAUGCAUCGAGUACCAAGAAGAGCUGGUGUUCCCCUGCGUAGUAGGACCAGCCCUGACUGGAGAGAAGGCUCGUGUAGACCGGUGUGGCCACGGAGCUGAUGAGCUGAUUGUUGGUGGUCAAGAUACCACGCCCAGGGAGUUCCCUCACAUGGUGUUGUUAGGGUACGGAGACACGGCAGAGAGUGCCCAAUGGUUGUGUGGUGGAACUCUUAUCAGUGACCGCUUUGUGCUGACUGCAGGUCACUGUACCACCUCCAGGGACAACGGCGACGUAUCGUUUGCGAGGCUCGGAGCUCACAAGAGGACGGACCAGGUCGCAGCCGACCGCCUAUACAGGAUAGGCAGGAUCAUCAAACAUCCAAACUACAAGUCUCCAGUGAAGUAUAAUGAUAUCGCUUUACUGGAAACCCAGACGACGAUGAAAUUGGAUCAGUUUGCUGUACCUGCGUGCCUGCACAUCGGGGAUAACGUCAAUCAGGACAAAGCAAUUGCCACAGGGUGGGGUAGCGUGAGUUAUAACGGACCCACAGCUAAUACAUUGCAAAAGGUGACCCUAAACAAAUUCACGACUCCGGAGUGCACGAACAAGUUCCCUCCUGGAGUGCGCAACAUGUUACAAGGGUUCAACAGCCAGACGCAGCUGUGCUUCGGAGAUAAGAGGGAGAAGAAGGAUACCUGCCAGGGAGACAGCGGCGGACCCCUUCAAAUCAAGAACAACGCAAUCAAAUGCAUGUACACAGUCAUAGGGGUCACCUCAUUCGGAGGUCCCUGUGGGUUUGAAGGCGAGCCUGGUAUAUACACCAGGGUAACUGCCUUUACGCCCUGGAUUGAGUCCAUAGUCUGGCCUUAAUUAGACCAUUCUUAGGGUGGUAUUAGUAAACUAAUCUCAGCUGAGACUGCCCUCAAGACCAUGCUCAAGUCCCUGUUUUUAUAUAAGAACUGUCACAUUGACAUGAUCUCGAGAGCAGUCUCAAAGCUGAGAUUAGUUUAUUAACUCUUAGUGUGGGGGUCAGAGUGGCAUAUAAUAAGGAAUAAUACUUAUAGAACGGCAACUCUCUGCCCCGCACCAGCGGCUGAGCUAACUAUCACCGUGAGGGAGAGAGUGACAGAGCGUCUUCGUUUUUCGCUUUCUCGAACGCUGUGAUCGGUCAAAUCCGCACAUCGCCGCUCAUCUCCGCACAGCUCCGCGUCAAUGGAAACGCAGCCUUAGACUCAGAUUUAAGAUUUUGUACUUUUGUAAAAUAAAUAAUGAAAACAU
This is a messenger RNA of Pectinophora gossypiella (pink bollworm), 1801 nucleotides long. RefSeq names its product trypsin-1-like. The record is from RefSeq and is a predicted model, not a curated record. The transcript has 11 exons. Gene Ontology annotation, biological process: proteolysis. The coding region runs from base 182 to 1393 and encodes 403 amino acids. NCBI's taxonomy places the organism in Eukaryota, Metazoa, Arthropoda, Insecta, Lepidoptera, Gelechiidae. Gene Ontology annotation, molecular function: serine-type endopeptidase activity.